AUCGGAGGAGUUGUUUUUAAACCCCGGAGAAGGUGGCGGGGUGUGGCCAGCAGGUGUGUGUUCCUCUAAUACAUGGCUUUAUUUGAACCCUGCGAAGCGCUGUGCUUGUAGGGAACAGGGUGAGAAGAGUUCCCUAAGUGGCAACAGCUGUUGUACAGAAAGAUGGGGUUAUGGGCGCUAGUAAGUGUAGCCACAGUGGUGGUGGCAGCAGGACGUGCUCAGUUGCUUCAGAACAACAUCCUGGUGGAUCCCCUACUGGAAAACACUGUGGAGAAGACCUGCCCUACCAACUGGUCCACACAUAAAGGGUCCUGCUACAAAUUUAUCCGUUCUCCUGUCAAGACCAGGCAGCAGGCCAGGGCACAGUGCCAGGCAUAUGGCAAAGGCUCAGACCUGGUGAGUGUAAGUAAUAAGGAAGAGCACGGCUUCCUCACUCGCUACCUCCAUGAGAACGAUCCUCUCCUACGUAAGUGGUACACGGGUGGCUACCAGAAGACUCCAGGCUUUUGGGAGAAUGAGGGUGAUGGCUCUUCUUACCAGGACAUGAUGGAGGCACUCCUACCAGAACAGGCAGCCAUCCCACAGAACAGCUUCCUUGCAUACAGCUACUCAGUGUUGCACAAGGAGUGGGGUCUGUUCAUGGUGGAUGGGGAAGAGGCCCUACUUUAUGUAUGUGAGAUCCCCCAAGCCAAUAUCAACAGCAUCAUUGAUGAGUCAGUGGAACGUGACCAUGAGUAUGGCUUGGUGAUCCAGGACCCCACCAAGGUGCCUCAAGGGCCAGUCUUUGAUCUGCAGCCUGUGGACAAGAUCUUUGACCUGGCACGGCGGGAGGUCAUCAACUACAUCUCAGUCACGUGUCUUGCCAAAGGGUACCCCCCACCCACUUACACCUGGUACAAGGAGAGCUAUGAGAAUGAAGCCAUCAUGUCACGUGCCAUUGAUCCACUCAAGGACCCAAGAUUCACUGUGUCUGGUGGGACUCUCAUCAUCAACAAUCCUAACCAGGUUGAGGACAGGGGGAAGUACCAUUGUCGGGCUGAAAAUAAAUUUGGCUCCAUCACCUCCGAGAGCAUCCAGCUAUCAUUUGCCUAUGUGGCUGAGUUUAACCUGAAGCGCUCACAUGAAGUAGGUAGCCAGUACUGGGGGAAAGCCAUUUAUUGUGACCCACCACAACACUUCCCUGAUGUCCGCUACUACUGGGCUCGUACCUUCUUCCCCAACCUGGUGGAGGAGGACCGUCGCACAAUGGUUUCUCAGGAUGGCAACCUGUACUUCUCUUACGUAGACAUGAUUGACAAUGGACUAUACAGUUGUAACGUCAUGAGCACAGUCUCAGGGAUCGGCAAGAACGGACCCUUUUUCAACCUGGAUGUGGUGCCUCACCCUAACUACCAGCAGCUGAAGUUUGCCAACAACUUCCCCAAGGCCUUCCCUGAGGCUCCCAUCAGAGGGGAGGACGUCAGGCUGGAAUGCAUCGCUUUUGGAUAUCCUGUUCCUUCCUACAACUGGACAAGGCGUGGUGGCGCCCUCCCUCGAGGUGCUCAGCUGCUUAGCUACAACCGGGUCCUCAUCCUGCCCAAAGUGGAGCCCUCAGACAUGGGUGAUUAUGUGUGUCGUGCCCAUAAUACCAGGGUGGCCAUCGAGAACAGCAUUGCCCUCAGUAUUCAAGCCAAGCCAAGCUUCACCAUUCGCCUUCAAGACCAGUUCAUUGCCAAGGAUGCAGACCUCAUGUGGGAGUGUGAGGCAUUUGGCAUCCCUGAUGUAGACUAUGCAUGGCUGCGAAACUCUGAACCACUUAACCUGGAAACACUGACUGAAGAUGAAAAGGAGCGUUAUGAGUUAGCAGACAGCAUACUCAAGAUCAAAGGGGUGAAGGAGUCUGAUGAGGCUGUAUACCAGUGCAUAGCAACCAACCAACUGGGCACCUCCUACUCCUCAGCCCAGCUCAAAGUAUUAAAGUUGGCACCAACGUUCCGCAAGAAGCCGCUGGAGACAGAGAUGUAUGGUGCUGAGGGGAAGAACGUGACCAUUGUGUGUAAUCCUGAGGCAGCACCAAAACCGAAAUUUACAUGGCGACAAAAUGGACUUAUAAUUGGGAAUGGUGGAAGGAGAAAAAUACUGCGCAAUGGUAACCUGGUGAUUGAUCCUGUCUCCCGUGAGGACCGAGGCAACUACUCCUGCACAGCUGAGAACAUCUAUGGAUCAGACACCAGUUAUGGGUGGCUGGAAGUCCUGCGUAAGCCAGAGUUUUACCGCAGUCCACCUGAGGAAGUGAUAACCGCCAAGGGGGACAACAUCACCCUGGAGUGUGAGGCAUAUAUAGAUCCUCUUUUGGACAAAUCAUAUAUCUGGCGCCACAAUGGACUCAGGAUUGAACUGGACGACACUGAGUACCUGCGACACCUUGCUUACAUGCAGGGCUAUGAUUAUGACUACCAGAGUCGGAGGUACAACCUCUAUGACAACCCAUAUGAGUCUUCCCUCUAUCUGAAGAGAAGGGAGCAGGAGGUGUAUGUUGCCAAAAGAUACCCUCCCUACCAGAAGGGCUUCCGUGCAGGCCACCUGAGGAUACCAAAUAUCCAGAUGGAGGAUGCUGGUGUGUAUGAGUGUGUGGCCAUGACACCUGUGGCCAAGAUUUCCAUAUCCACUAAAAUUAUUGUCCAUGGCCCACCAGGACCGCCAGGUGGAGUGACAGCUGUGGACCUGACCAGCACAAAUGGCCGAGUGAAAUGGACCAAUGGUGCAAGUAAUGGCCGACCCAUCUUGUCCUACAACAUCCAGACUCGCACUCAGUGGACCCGAAAGUGGAUAACAGUGGCAGAGAAUAUACAGGCAGAGCUCAUUGACACCACCAAUGGCCGCAUGGAGUAUCAACUGGAUGACGUGCUCUCCCCCUGGUCUGCUCAUGAGUUCAGGGUGCAAGCUGUCAACAUUCUUGGGGAGGGACAGUACUCCAGCCCCUCACCUCAGGCUAACACAAGGCCAGACCGUCCGUUUACCAUCCCAAACAACCUUGGUGGUGGCGGAGGCAAGACUGGCGAUCUUACUAUCACCUGGGAGCCUAUGUCUGGAGAGCAUCAGAAUGCCCCUGGGAUCUACUACAAGUUAUUCUGGCGGCGUUCAGUGUUGGACCCAGAGACAGAGUUCCAGAAGGUGAUACUGAGGCAACGAGGCAAUGUAGGAAUGCAUGUGGUGGAUGUCAACCCCAUCAAGUACUUCUACACAGAGUAUGAAGUGAAGAUCCAGGCAUGGAACAAUAUUGGUCCAGGUCCAAUCAGUGAGCCUGUGACAAUCUUCACUGCGGAGGACAUGCCCCAGGUCCAGCCUACGGAGGUGUCUGCAUUUGCCCACAAUGCCACCUCCCUCAAUGUCACCUGGCAGCCUAUUGAGCCCACCAGGGAGAACAUUCGAGGCAAACUUGUCGGCUACCGAAUCAAGUACUGGAGACGUGUGGACAAUGAGACAGACCACAUCAUCAAGCUGCAGCGAGGAACAGAGCCACACGGCCUCAUUGUGGGUCUGGUGCCAAACACCUUCUACUGGGUGCGAGUCAUGGCGUACAACCAAGCUGGCUCAGGACCUGAGAGUGAAAGAUUCCUGGAGCGUACCUGGCGCCACCCACCCCUCAUGCCACCCAAUGCUGUCCAAGUGUACCCAAUCAACCCCAGCACCAUCCGUGUCACCUGGCGUGGUGUCACCCCCACACCCAUGGAGGAACCUCUCAUUGGGUACAAGAUCAAAGUGUGGGAAUCCGACCAGGACUUCACCACAGCCAACGACACUUUUGUAUACAUCGGUUCACCCCUGGAGGCUUACAUUACUGACCUGGCUCCUGGCAAGUCCUACAUGCUGCGUGUGUUGGCAUUUUCUCGAGGUGGUGACGGCAAGAAGUCCUCCCCUCCCUGGAAGUUCCAAAUGGGAGACACAGAUGUACUCCGAGGGUCAGCCCCAGGAACCUCCCUUGACCUGCUGUUCAACUCAACUCUCCUUGUGACCUUCCUGGUGGGCUUCCUCACCCCAAUCCUGCGCUCUCGCUUCCUCCACCACCAUCACCACCACCAGUGAGUGCUGCCACUGCCACCCUGAUGAUGGUGUGGCAGGAAGCAUCACCCAGAUGUCAGGUGUUGAAGGUGAUGCUGUUCAGGAGACCGUCCGGUAAGCCUAAUUUACUGAGACUGUUUUGGUGGCAUCUGAUUGCUACUUUUUGAAGCUGUGUUCUGUGAAAUUGUUCCUCAGAGUAUUUCAAGGCAUGUACAUAAGGGUUUUCAUGGUUAACACUCUGGAAAAGGGCAAUCAUUGCACUAAGGCAGUGUGAGUUAGGUUCUGUGUGUAUGUCACUGUUUGUGUAUUUGCUACUGUAUGAGGUUCUAAUCUCAAAUGGGGAUCUGCUUUUAUCACAGCAGUUAAAAAUCUGAUUCAUACGUCCAUUACUGAUAAGAUUUGUGUGAGGAGCUGCAGUGUGUCUCAGGGUUGCUAGCAUGAUCUGGUCAAAGGAAGACACAUUAAGUAUAUAAGGCUUCAGGGGGAGGGUGGUACACAUACCAAGAGGUGAUACAAGGAAGAAAGAUGGCAUAUAUAUGAGACUUCUAAACUUGUCCAUGAAAUGAUGAAAGGAAGAAGUAGGUUUUAAGGGAGUAUGGAAGGCAGCAAUCUCUUCAGGAAGUUGAAAAAAUAAUUUCAUAGGGAGGGUAUAUACUUAGUAUAAUUAGAGAUUUUGAAAAGCUUUGAGGAGGAAUUAGAAAGGGAGAGAAUGAUCUUCAGAAGUUCAAACACUGGAAUUUCUUUUUAGAAGUUUCAGAGAGAAUGAAUUAGUUAUAUUGACAGCUUCAGUUAGUGGAUAAAGUUUUUAUGCUUUCAUGGAGUAGCACAAAGAGGGAUUAUCUCUUAUGGGGAGAUACAAACAUGUUACCUUUGAGAUAUAUGCAAUUCUUCAGGGUUUAAAAUGUAAAGGGACUUCCAUGUGAUUUUUAUUGUAAGGGAAUGAAGUGUUUUCUAUUUCCUCUCCCCCUUUUCAUUUUGUAACACUUCCUUGCUGACAGUAUGACAAGAUACUUUAUUCUUGUGCCAUGUAUAAAGACCUAGUUCAUGUUUCCAAAAAUCUUAGUUCUUUUGGUAAUUGAAUUUGAUCUUCACUUGGCAUAUUUCUUACACUAAAUGACUAAUGUGUUGUUUUGAGGUUGUGUCAGCCUUGAUUGUUGUUUUACUUGAUGAGAGGGAUGAGGAGUGGAACAUAAAAAUCACCACUCUAUUUUCAUUGUCAUAAAAGCAUCCACAAAUUAGUAUAAACUAGUAUUAGACAUAACUUUAGUGGAGGAUGUGUUAUGUCACAGUCAACAUCAGGCUAAAGUGGCAAUAGUUAUUUGCAUCGGAGGUAUAACAAAUGGUUCCAGUUAGGCCUUGGUUAUCAUUUCACUCACACAAGUGGGAGACUCUCCAUGCCGUCAGUUUUUAAAUGUGUAUCUUGAUUUGUUAAAUGAAUAUUUUCUUAUUCAUAAAAUUAAAAUUUUUACUAAGGUACAGCUAUUCCUGCUCACUCAUGAAGAACCCUCUACUGUUACAUUGUGGGAAUUUCAUUUUGGCCAUCUAGAGGCAAGGAGGUAUUGAUAUUACACAGUAUUGUAGGAGGCCUUGAUCCAGAGGGCUCUCUUCAGCUACAUUCCCAGAACACAGUAUUAUCAACCCAUCUUUAAUAACACACUGCCUUCUGUUUCGCUCACAGAAUAUUAGUGGCUUGAGUGGUGGUGUUCAGAAUGGGUAUGUGUCACUAGCAGUUGUAUAAAGUGUUAAGUUGAAGGUUGUGUUUUUUAGUGCCAAUUUGAUAACCAGAUAAGUAUGGCAUCUGAUCCAUAAUACUACUAAUAUAUUCCCACUCCAUGCCAUAUUUUUGUUGUUACUUAAAUUUUCAAGUGUCAAAUUCUGUUUUAUUUCUGAUUAAAAUUUUCAGGUGUCAAAUUUUACAUUUAAUUUGAAUUUCAUUUUUUUUUUUUUUUUUUUUUUUUUUACACUAAUGUUAAUGUUUUGUAUUUUUGAUACCUACAGCUCAAUAAUAAUGCUGAUGUACUCCUUCCAUUACACUCAUGAUAGUUUCCAUUGUUUUAUAGAAGUAUUUAAGAUGUACAAUGCAAUGCUUUUGCUAUGACUGAAAGUGUAAAUAACCUGUAGAUGAUGCCAAGUUUAUUUUUUUUUGUUGAUUGUGUUCUGUGUAUCCUGUUUGUGGCUCAAGUUUGUGGCAAAAAAUGUACAACGACAACAAUGACAGUAAUUCCAGCAAGAGAAUCUCACAUUCCAGUAGGAUGCAUAUUUUGCUGGUUAGCCUGCUGUAGUCAUGUGUUUUAAAACCAAAGGCCAUGAUUGUGUGCUUCAAGUGUGCAUUUACAAAGUAUUGUUGUGCCUUCAGCUGGUGGAUAUGUAUGUAGCUGCUAAGUCCAAACACACUAAAUAAUCCAGUCUUUAUUUGUAACCAUAUCACAAUGAGAAAACAAUUACCUACUUAAGAUAUCUUUGUUGUGCAGCAUGGCAUGACAACUUGGCAUUGAAGUCUGGUAAUAGUAAUAGUAAUAAAUACUGGUAAUAGUAAUAGUAUUGAAUACUAAAUUGAUAAAAUAAUAAUAAUAAAAAAAAAAUCACAAUCCCAGAACACUUACAACAGUGCAUAGGAAAAUAUGACAUUCACACAUGGAAAGAAACUAAACAACAUGAUAGCUGGAUUUUCAUCACUAUUGUGACAGACCAGUACAAAACAUCCUAUGCAAAGCACUUUACACACAUGAAAAGUGUAAUAAUUGAUAACUAAAGGUGUGACUAAAAAUAAAAUGCAAUGCAUCACACACACACACACACACACACACACACACACACACACACACACACACACACACACACACACACACACACACACACACACACACACACAUUUAUAAACUGCUCUAAAUUUCACAUUAGGACAAAUCUGUCAUGUUUAUCAAUGUAUCAGAAUGAUGAAUAUGCUAAGCAGCCUUCACUGAGGGGCUAUGAUUAAUGUUCCAGAACUAUUAAUGUAUGGCAGCCAUGAAACACCUGAGUUAUAUUAAUAAUUUGUAGCAGCUACUAUGAGUGAAUAUGAAGUUAUAAUGAAUGAUUAUGAAUAUGCAGCAGCCAAGAAUUUUAAACAACAAUUAGUACAUAAGCAAAGGCAAUUAUGAGUAAAGAAAUAUCCAUUGUGAAUUAUACACAAAAAUAUAUAUAUCGUUAGAACUAGGAACUAGGUAUUACCAGACAUGAAGUAGGCAGAGUGAAUGAGGCAAUGGAGAGAGACUUGCAUGAAAUGAUUUGACAGGUGUAAGAAAAAAAAAAAAUUGUAUGUCUGUCUGAAUGUAUGUCCUGUGUCACUGUGUUGGCCAAGGGUAACAAGCCAAAUUUUUCUUACAUAUCUUUUGGUUUCAAACAGAUCCGUCCAUUCCUAGUUGAUCUUUCAAAUAUAUAGGUACAUAACUUUUUUUUACUUGUAUACAUAGGUUACAGUGUAUCAAUAUUAAACUUUAACAACUGUUAACUCAGAUUCAGUAUAAAAGGUGUUAAUAUG
This is a messenger RNA of Scylla paramamosain (green mud crab), 7561 nucleotides long. RefSeq names its product contactin-like (gene Cont). Bases 163 to 4065 code for a protein of 1300 amino acids. Gene Ontology annotation, cellular component: plasma membrane; axon. The transcript has 26 exons. Gene Ontology annotation, biological process: axon guidance; cell-cell adhesion. Lineage: Eukaryota; Metazoa; Arthropoda; Malacostraca; Decapoda; Portunidae. Gene Ontology annotation, molecular function: protein binding. The record is from RefSeq and is a predicted model, not a curated record.